Messenger RNA from Periconia digitata, 1456 nucleotides. The record is from the annotation of a GenBank genome assembly. Lineage: Eukaryota; Fungi; Ascomycota; Dothideomycetes; Pleosporales; Periconiaceae.
CCGAUGUCGCCGAAAUAAGCGCACACAACACUUGCCGUACCGUGCCGUGUCGGUAUGGAUGUCGUGAUUUGCACCAGUCCAUCCAGUCACGCGGGAAUGCGAUCCCAUUCCCCCUCUCCAACCCGCCAGCCAGCGCCCACAGGAGUCGAGAAGGAUUCGGUACAACCCAACCCAAGCCACCCCCAUAAGCACACCUAAUUCCCAAGCCAACGCAUCGGUUACGAUAUCUCCGCCUCCGCCUCCCAAUCCCCCACCCACGACCAACUGACCCGGUGGGACAUGUCGCACGAGCGAGGGGUCACUUGGGUACCAACAAGCACGCAUGCAUUUUUUUCCCUCUCUUGUCGAUCCCUCUUGAUCCCUCGCGUGCUGGAACAGAGGACUGGGCCGCGUGGGCUGGGAUUUUUUAUUCUUUCUCGUAUAUUGAUUGGAUGACGAUCCUUUGGAUGUAACGAGGUUAGGCGAUCAUUUCGACCCGUUGGGAAUUUCCAACGCAGGGAAUGUGUUGUACUAUGUACAUUGCCCCCCCUCCCCCCAUCCUCGCCUUCAUUUCUUCCAGCUAGAUGAAAAAAUAGGAAAUUCCGCUUAUGUGGUUGCUCUCCGGGCUUCGGCACGUAUACUAUGUAGUAUGUACUUUAUGCAACAGAACGAGCAUCACGAGACCACAACGAUCAACCACGAUACGAUGACGAUUUGCAUAUUUUAUCUCUUUUGGUCGACAAGAUCUGAUCACGAGACGGUGAAGCGAAAGGUAAAACCUCAUUCUUACUUGGAUUAUGAAACCUGCAAAGAACGAUACGAUUCACAAACACCGUCGCCCCCCCCUGUUUUACCCAUCCUUCGCCUCCAAAUUCUAGUCGCCCGCCCGUUAUUCGUGAUGGAUGAGGGUCAGCAGAGCCCAACCCAACGUCGAAGACGAGACGGGUGAGGACCCGACUGGCCGGGUUUGUGUGGAUUUGAAUGUGGGACUGAUUGACUUGACUGACUUGAUUGACAUGCUGUCCGUGCAAAAGGUCAGCGGUACCCGCGCACGAUGAUGAUGACGGUUGGUUGGCAGUUCAUUGUGGGUACGUGCUACGUAUAGUGGGUGGAUAGGCGUUGAUGUUGUGCAUAUGCAGAAUAGGGAUGCAACUAGUGUAUAUAUCUAUUAUUUCUUCGCACUAAGUCACCAAGUAUAUGCGGACGUGUUGGGGGAUCGCAACUCUCUCUCCCAUGAUUUCUGGCAGAUAUUCUGCUCAGGCAUAACAAUAGUCGACCAAAAGAAAUGUAUUUCUCCUCGAGCAUGACAAAGAAGAACUAUCUUUCUUCUUUUCGAGACAGCAAAAACCAAAAAUUGGAUUGCUUCUGCGCUCUGCCCGAACCACCGGACCCUGACUCUCUCGUUGCACAAAACGGCCAUCGCAGCGCAAUCAAGAUUCCAAAUACGAACCGCCCUAGAAUGAAAGAUCAUCGCCCA